Molecule: messenger RNA, 3580 nt
Organism: Ictalurus furcatus (blue catfish)
Lineage: Eukaryota; Metazoa; Chordata; Actinopteri; Siluriformes; Ictaluridae
Gene: entpd5b
Product: ectonucleoside triphosphate diphosphohydrolase 5b
Exons: 14
Coding region: 1362-2642 (426 amino acids)
Biological process (GO): nucleoside diphosphate catabolic process
Cellular component (GO): membrane
Molecular function (GO): UDP phosphatase activity; GDP phosphatase activity
Source: RefSeq, a predicted model, not a curated record
CAGUAGGUGUGUGAUUAAUGGCAAUAAUAUAACUUAAACUUUUUAAACAAUGUUAAAAGACUGAAACUUUUUAUGAUUAUACCUCAUAUCCCCAUCAUAAGAACAGAAUACACAGCCUUUGGGACAUGGGAAAACUUCUUGUGUUGAUUGAAUAAAAAAAACAGUGGAAAAUGUAUAAAAUAAUUUAUUGGGGGUAAACUGCAUAAUGUUUAACAUUUGAAAAGUGCUUAAUUAUAUUAGUAAGACUUUUAAAAAUUAUAUUGUUUAACAUUUUACAUAAUAAAUACCAUAAUCUGUACUGGGAACGCAAAAGGCAUCGAAUUGUAGGAAUUACCCAUAUAAUGUUAUAAUGACAAUAAUCCAGAUGAGAUGAAUAUGAGGAAUGCUUUAUAUAUUUAUUUAUUCAUUUAAGUAUUUAUUUUACAAAAGAGUUGUAUUUGUCACUUUGUCACUUUUUUAUACUGGCAUAUUUUUUAUUUUUUUAAAAAUUUUUUUUACAUUUCUCUUCAAAUUUCGUAGUAAGAACAUCAUUUCCCAGAAUCCCACUGGGUUUAUUGCGUCGCCAUUUUUUAUGAUCGCCUGCUCGUUGUUGUUUAUCAAAUAGUUAAUAUUCCCUAAAAUAACAAAACUACUAAUAUUAGUAGCGGAAACGUAUUUAAAAAACUAAUACUAAUAAAAAUGAUACUAAUUAGGAAAGAUUAAAGUAGCUUUGAGGAUGUGUUGAAUAAGUGGGCGGGAUCACGCCGGGUAAAGCGUUCAGCUGUAGCUGUCAGUCAAAGCUCCAAACGAAUCGAGUUAACCGACUCGGUGUUUUGUGUCUGUACCGCUAAAUUUAUCCACCGACCCCACGGAGUCAGCUAGUUUCAUUUUACUACCGAGAUUUUAGACUGCAUAGUAAAAAAAGUGUGGCUUAUAAUUAUUUCUAACUCUCUAGGCCAAAGUUUAUAGUAAAUAAGCUUCAGACACCAGCUCGCUAGCUACCUCGCUAGGCAACACACACACACACACACACACACACUCAUGAUGUUUUGGUCAGCAUAAUGACACAUAAUUUAUAAUACCCACAUACGCUAUUUCCUUAUUGAUUCACUUAAGAAAUAAUCCUAUCCUAAUCCUAUUCAACCAGCUCGACACUUGCUGGGAGGAAUGUCGAUAGUUUGCGUGUCGAUAGUUUAGUUUGUAUCUGGAUGUAGUUUGUUUACAGUUGAAAGCGAAAAUGCUGCGCGAGCCGGGAGCCGCGAGCCGCCAUGCCAGGGGCAUCAGCAGGGCGCGCGAGCACUUCCCACAUCGCUGUUUUAGUGACAGUGAGGAUUACACACAGCUUCCCUAGAAAGAGAGUUUGCUGAAGGAUUUCAGAGAGCAUGGCUGGUGUGCUGCAUUUGCUUCUUUUAUGGCUCUUGGUGAGAGUUUCAGAGCCCCGGGAUUAUGUGGGCAGUGGACUGAAUUUUGGGGCAAGCAUUGAAAGGAUUUUGCCCUCCGUUUCUCAUCGUGCCAAUGGCAGUAUUUUCUAUGGAAUCAUGUUUGAUGCUGGGAGUACUGGAACGCGUGUCCAUAUCUACACCUUCAUGCAAAAAGAGACAAACCGUCUCCCCAUUUUGGAUAAUGAAAUGUUCCAGUCUGUGAAGCCUGGUUUAUCUGCCUAUGCUGACACGCCAGAAAAAGCCGGGGACACAGUGAGGCAAUUGCUGGACGUUGCCAAGAGCACAGUGCCUCGUGUGGAGUGGAAACGAACCCCGGUGAUGCUGAAGGCUACAGCAGGACUGAGGAUGCUGCCACCUUCCAAAGCUCACGCGCUUCUACAGGAGGUUCAAGACGUGUUUGAGGACUCUCCAUUCUAUGUGCCUGCUGAUAGUGUAAGCAUAAUGGAUGGAACAAGUGAAGGAGUUUUGGCCUGGGUGUCUGUAAACUUUUUGACCGGUCAACUGUACCCCAACACGAGAAAGUCAGUAGGGAUUUUGGAUUUGGGUGGAGGAUCGACGCAAAUCACCUUUCUUCCAAAAAAAACAACCGAGAGAUUUCCUCCUGAUUACACAGCAAGAUUCAGUAUGUUUAACACAACAUAUAAAUUGUACACUCACAGUUAUUCAGGGAAUGGAAUCAAAGCUGCUCAGCUUGCUGCUAUUGGUGCUUUGGGCUCAAAAGCUCCAAAAGGGAAGGUUUUUCAGAGUGCCUGCUUGCCUAAGAAUUACAAAGGGAAAAUUAGCUUUGGAGGGUUAAUAUACAAAGUCAGCGGAAAGCCAGGAGGUUCUACUGGUUACAAGAGCUGUUACAGAGAAAUGCUAAAGGUUGUGAAAGGCGUCAUUCAGGAGCCAGAUGACAUGGAAGACAGCUGGAUCUACGCCUUCUCUUACUACUUCGACCAUGCUGUUGAGGCCGGCCUUGUUGAUGAAGCCCGAGGUGGGGCUGUGCAGGUUCGGGACUUCAGGGGGAGAGCUAAAGAGGUGUGCAACAAAAUGUCCAUGUAUAAUCCUGACUAUCCCUUCCUGUGCAUGGAUCUUACAUACAUAACCUGUCUUCUGAAGUCUGGUUAUGGUUUUGAAGAGGAAACAGUCCUGAAGUUGACCAAGAAGCUGCACAAUGUGGAGGCCAGCUGGGCUUUGGGAGCCACUCUCAGUUACUUCGAACACUUUAGCAUUGUCUAAGUAAAAGCCAAGAAUCAGCCGGUCUUUCCCACAGUUCUGUCCUUUUCUAGUAGUGAAGUCACAUGGCUUUUGUAGUGAACUAAGAUUGGUCAUUUACAAUAAAGAUUUUUAGAUGCCCUUUGUGCUUUUAAAAAAUAUAGUGUGAGUACAUUUUUAGGGGAUCAAUAAACAUCAAUAAAACUUUUUUUUUAGACUUGGAUAUUUUAAAGCUAUGGACUCUGGAUAAUUUGGAUAAUAACAAAAAUUCCUUGACAGGUUUAUUUCAAGACUUUUCAACAAACUGACUAUAUUCUAUGAUUUCACUUGUCAUGAUUUUCCACUCAUAAACCUCUAAAUUAAAACAUUUUCUUUAGCUUUUGUAUAUCCUGCAGGGUGGGUAGUGGUCUUGCAUUUACAGGUGCUAUUGUUGCUCAUCUGGAAUUAUAAUUGUCUUUUUUUUUUUUUUUUUGAAGCAGAGGCCUUACAGAUACAGCUAGCCAUGUGUAGUAUUGUUUUUGCAACAGUUGGAAAGCUGGCAUUGAAUACAAUGAAAAGACACAAACCUACUCCGAUCUUUGGUUAGGUACAGUGUACACACACACUAACAUUAAAACCACCUGCCUAGUAAUGUGUACAUCCUUCUUGUGCCACCAAAACAGCUCUGACCUGCUGAGGCAUGGACUCCACAAGACCUUAACAGUGUACCUGAACAAUGAGGCAGACCAAGCACACCCCUUCAUGCCAACAGUAUUCCCUAAUGGCAGUGGCUUUUUCAGCAGGAUAACGCACACUGCAAAAAAAUAGUUCAGGAAUGGUUUGAGGAACAUGAUAAAGAAUUCAAGGGUUUGACUCGGCCUCCUAAUUCCCCAGAAAUGAAUCCAAUCGAUUGAUUGAAGGAUGUGCUGGACAAACAAGUCUGAUCCAUGGAGGCCCCACCUCACAACUUACAGGUGGAAAAG